GGAAUUGGGGUCUGCUCUAAGCUGCAGCAAGAGAAACUGUGUGAGGGGAAGAGGCCUGUUUCGCUCCGGGGUCUCUAGUUCUUGCACGCUCUUGAAGAGUCUGCAUUAGAGGAACUCUGCCAUUACCAGCUCCCUUCUUGCAGAAGGGAGGGGGAGACAUACAUUUAUUCAUGCCAGUCUGUUGCACGAAGGCUUUUUGGCUUCCUACCUUGCAACAAAAUAAUUGCACAAACUCCUUAGUGCCGAUUCCGCCCACAGAGAGUCCUGGAGCCAGAGCCUUUUUUGCUUUGCAUGGUAGGGAAGGGACUAAGUGAUAGAGACUAUGUCGCUUUCCUGAGCUCCUGAGAGCGCUCGUGAACUGGAACCAACUGCUUCAGGGGAAGGAAAAAAAAAAAAAAAAAAAAAAAAAAAAGACUUGCCUGGGAGGCGGCGAGAAACUUGCACUGGAAGCUUCAGCAGCCAGCAUUCAAGAAACUCCUCUCCACUUUAGCACGGUCUCCAGACUCAGAGCCGAGAGACAGAGCAAACUGCGGCGCGGUGAGAGAGCGAGCGAGAGCGAGCAGCAGAGGGAGGGAGAGGAGACUCUCCAGCCUGGGAACUAUAACUGCUCUGCAAGAGGCAGAGCGCUCCUUGCCCGCACCCUUUGGAGACUUUUCUCCCUGCGCCCAGCACCGCCCCGGCGAGUAGUGGAGGGGCCCGCACGGCCGCCGCGCGCGUCCUCCCGCUCGGCGUGUGCUUGGCCCGGGGAGCCGGGAGGGCCCGGCGAUCGCGCCGCGGCGGCCGCCGCGAGGGUGUGAGCGCGCGUGGGCGCCCGCCGAGCCGGGGCCAUGGUGCAGCAAACCAACAACGCCGAGAACACGGAAGCGCUGCUGGCCGGCGAGAGCUCGGACUCGGGCGCCGGCCUGGAGCUGGGCAUCGCCUCCUCCCCCACGCCCGGCUCCACCGCGUCCACGGGCGGCAAGGCCGACGACCCGAGCUGGUGCAAGACGCCGAGCGGCCACAUCAAGCGGCCCAUGAACGCCUUCAUGGUGUGGUCGCAGAUCGAGCGGCGCAAGAUCAUGGAGCAGUCGCCCGACAUGCACAACGCCGAGAUCUCCAAGCGGCUGGGCAAACGCUGGAAGCUGCUCAAAGACAGCGACAAGAUCCCCUUCAUCCGGGAGGCGGAGCGGCUGCGCCUCAAGCACAUGGCUGACUACCCCGACUACAAGUACCGGCCCAGGAAGAAGGUGAAGUCCGGGAACGCCAGCUCCGGCGCCUCGGCCGCCGCCUCCUCCAAGCCGGGGGAGAAGGGCGACAAGGUCGGUGGCGGGGGCGGCCACGGGGGCGGCGGCGGGGGCGGGAGCGGCAACGCGGGGGGCGGCGGCGCGGGCGGCGGCGGCGCCAACUCCAAACCCGCGCAGAAAAAGAGCUGCGGCUCCAAAGUGGCGGGCGGCGCGGGCGGCGGGGUCAGCAAACCGCACGCCAAGCUCAUCCUGGCGGGCGGCGGCGGGAAGGCGGCGGCCGCGGGCGCCGCGCCCUCCUUCGCGGCCGAGCAGGCCCUACUGCCCCUGGGCGCCGCCGCCGACCACCACUCGCUGUACAAGGCGCGGACUCCCAGCGCGGCGGCGGCGGCGGCGGCGGCGGCGGGCUCGGUCUCCGCGGCCGCCUCCGCCUCCUCGGCCGGCCUCGCGGCCCCAGGCAAACCCCUGGCCGACAAGAAGGUGAAACGCGUCUACCUGUUCGGCGGCCUGGGCGCGUCCUCCUCGCCCGCGGGUGGCGUGGGCGCGGGCGCCGACCCCAGCGACCCCCUGGGCCUGUACGAGGAGGGCGGCGCGGGCUGCUCGCCCGACGGGCCGAGCCUGAGCGGCCGCAGCAGCGCCGCCUCGUCGCCCGCCGCCGGCCGCUCGCCCGCCGACCACCGCAGUUACGCCAGCCUGCGCGCCGCCUCGCCCGCGCCGUCCAGCGCGCCCUCGCACGCGUCCUCGUCGGCCUCGUCCCACUCGUCCUCGUCCUCGUCGUCGGGCUCCUCGUCCUCCGACGACGAGUUCGAAGACGACCUGCUCGACCUGAACCCCAGCUCAAACUUUGAGAGCAUGUCCCUGGGCAGCUUCAGCUCGUCGUCGGCGCUGGACCGGGACCUGGAUUUUAACUUGGAGCCCGGCUCCGGCUCGCACUUCGAGUUCCCGGACUACUGCACGCCCGAGGUGAGCGAGAUGAUCUCGGGAGACUGGCUCGAGUCCAGCAUCUCCAACCUGGUCUUCACCUACUGACGGGCGCGCGCGCGGGCUGGGAGAAGAGGGCCGGGGGCAAGAGAGGGAAGAAGAAAAAAAAGAAGAAGAUUUAGACGAAGAAGAAGAA
Messenger RNA from Enhydra lutris kenyoni (northern sea otter), 2337 nucleotides. RefSeq names its product SRY-box 4 (gene SOX4). Gene Ontology annotation, molecular function: DNA-binding transcription activator activity, RNA polymerase II-specific; RNA polymerase II cis-regulatory region sequence-specific DNA binding. Bases 828 to 2249 code for a protein of 473 amino acids. Gene Ontology annotation, biological process: positive regulation of transcription by RNA polymerase II; anatomical structure morphogenesis; cell differentiation. Lineage: Eukaryota; Metazoa; Chordata; Mammalia; Carnivora; Mustelidae. The transcript has a single exon. The record is from RefSeq and is a predicted model, not a curated record.